AUGGACGUGGCUACAUUCGGUGCGACGUGUUCACCUUAUUCAGCGCAAUACGUCAAAAACAAAAACGCCCAGGACUGCGCAGCACAGUUCCCGAGAGCAGCCGCAGCAAUCAUAAACGCUCACUACGUUGACGACUACCUAGAUAGCGUAGAUACGGUGGACGAAGCUGUUCAACUAGUAAACGAGGUGAAGUACGUACAUUCGCUUGGGGGAUUCGAUAUCAGGAACUUCUCGUCUAACUCAUCUGAGGUGUUGCAUCGGCUAGGUGAAAACCAGAAUCUACAGGUAAAAUCAUUGUACUUAGACAAAACUGCAACUGUGGAAAGAGUGCUUGGAAUGGUUUGGAAACCAGCAAUGGAUGUGUUUUCCUUUGAUGCUUCUCUGCGGGAUGAUCUGAUGAAGCUGUUGGUGGAAGGUGAUAUACCCACGAAGCGACAGGUACUGAGACUUGUCAUGUCACUGUUCGAUCCCUAUGGAUUUAUUGCUCACUUCGUCAUACAUGGCAAGAUUCUCAUGCAGCACAUUUGGAGAUCUGGCACAGACUGGGAUGAGCAGAUUAUAGAAGGUUUGCAUAAUUUGUGGAAAGAUUGGACACGUUUGUUGUGUCGGCUGAGCGAAGUUGCGGUCCCUCGUUGUUUCUUUGGCGGGAGCAAUAGUAUGCAACACAGUGGAAUACAGCUUCACAUGUUCGUCGACGCGAGCGAGUUGGCAUACGCGUGUGUAGCGUACCUACGGAUUGCUCAAGAUGGAACUGUGCGAUGUGUGUUGGUUGCGGCAAAGGCAAAGGUGGCGCCACUUAAGCCGCUUUCCAUUCCUCGACUUGAGUUGCAAGCCGCUCUGAUAGGCUGCCGGUUGAUGGAGACCGUUUGUAUGUCGCUCGAUCUCCCUAUUAAAAAGCGGUUCAUGUGGACUGACUCCAGAACAUCUCUUUCUUGGAUCCGGUCGGAUAGUCGACGAUAUCACCCUUUUGUCGGGUUCCGAGUUGGCGAAAUAUUAAACGUUUCCGUCGUGGAUGAGUGGCGAUAUGUUCCGUCAAAGUUGAACGUGGCCGAUGAUGCAACUAAGUGGGGAAAUGGCCCUGAUUUCAGCCCAAAUUGCCGUUGGUACAUUGGUCUCCAAUUUCUCUACCUACCGGAACAAGAAUGGCCCGAACAACCGACCAUGCAGUGGACAACAGAUGAAGAGCUCCGAGUUGUAUAUCAACAUCAUCGAGAGAUGCCGAACCCUUUAAUUGACGUCGUCAGGUUCUCGAACUGGAAUCGUCUGCUGCGUUCGACUGCGUACGUACUGAGAGCAGUAAAGCUGCUGAAAAGGGAAAAGAUAUGUGGACCACUAACCAGUUGCGAGCUACUGCAGGCGGAGAAUUUGCUGUGGCGGCAGACGCAGUUUCAAGCGUUUCCGGACGAGUAUUGCACUCUGGAGUUUAACAAAAUGCAUCCAGAGAAAGACCAGAAGAGGAUUAAGAAGCAUAGUCUGCUGUAUGAGUUAUCACCAUACUUGGACGAUAACGGCGUGAUCAGGAUGAACGGCAGAAUUGGGGCUGCACCUACCGCCCCAUUUGAAGUUAAGUACCCUAUCAUAUUACCGAAAAAGCACGAUCUCACAACACUGCUUGUCGACAGCUAUCACCGCCACUUCAAACACCAAAAUCGUGAGACGGUGUUCAACGAGAUCCGGCUAAAGUUUCGCAUUCCGAAGCUUCGUCCUCUGAUCUUACGGGUAUCUAAAGACUGCCAACUCUGCAGGGUUCGAAAGUCUACUCCACGGCCGCCGAUGAUGGCGCCACUUCCGCAAGCUCGAUUGACACCAAACAUUCGAGCAUUCAGCAAUACUGGCGUCGAUUAUUUCGGACCAAUACUCGUGAAGCAGGGGCGCAGCUUAGCAAAGCGCUGGGUGGCGCUCUUCACGUACCUCACUACACGUGCAGUGCACCUUGAAGUUGUCCACAGCCUAUCGACACAGGCCUGUGUUAUGGCCAUUCGCAGGUUCGUGGCACGUAGUGGAUCUCCAGAAGCGUUUUACUCCGAUAAUGGAACAUGUUUCCUAGGAGCCAGCAACCUACUGACGAAGCAGAUUCUGGGAAUUCAUGAAGAUUGCGCAGUAACAUUUACUAAUUCCAAAACGAGCUGGCACUUCAAUCCCCCAUCUGCUCCUCACAUGGGUGGAUCCUGGGAGCGAAUGGUUCGCUCAGUGAAAGCUGCAAUGGAAACCAUAGCAGAAUAUCCUCGUCAUCCAAGCGAUGAGGUUCUGGAAACUGUACUACUGGAAGCGGAAGCGAUCGUCAAUUCGCGACCACUCACGUAUGUCCCUCUUGACGAUGCUGACCAAGAAGCCCUAACUCCGAACCACUUUCUGCUGUACGGAUCUCGUGGUGUGGUGCAGCCUACGACACAGAUGAUGAAUGAAGGAGCGACUCUUCGUGACAGCUGGAAGCUUGCGCAGUAUCUGGCAGACCAAUUCUGGCGGCGCUGGGUCCGUGAAUAUCUGCCGACCCUCACCAGACGGACGAAGUGGUUCGAACCCGUCAAGCCAUUGGAACCAGGAGACUUAGUUAUUGUGAUCGAGGAGAACAAACGAAAUGGAUGGUUGAGAGGUCGAAUAAUCGAAGUGGUCAAAACCAAGGACGGCCAAGUUCGCAGAGCUAUGGUUCUCACCGUAAACGGGAUCAUCAGUCGACCAGCAGUAAAACUUGCGCUGUUGGAUGUUCGCGGAAACCGAAACGAGAGGCAGGGAUCCUCAGAACUACACGGAGGGGGGAAUGUUGAAAACAGCCAAUCUGACAACACUGCUGAUAGUAGUGUAGUAUCCGGAUACUCCCUAAACGAUAACCGAAGCGGAGCUGAGUACCGUCCAGCAGAAACGUCAACUACACGAGAGAGUAAAGAGCAGAAUGAGUGUGCAAACCUGUACUAG
Topomyia yanbarensis is the source of this 2913-nucleotide messenger RNA. RefSeq lists its product as uncharacterized. Lineage: Eukaryota; Metazoa; Arthropoda; Insecta; Diptera; Culicidae. The transcript has a single exon. Gene Ontology annotation, biological process: DNA integration. Bases 1 to 2913 code for a protein of 970 amino acids. The record is from RefSeq and is a predicted model, not a curated record. Gene Ontology annotation, molecular function: nucleic acid binding.